Molecule: messenger RNA, 885 nt
Organism: Peniophora sp. CBMAI 1063
Lineage: Eukaryota; Fungi; Basidiomycota; Agaricomycetes; Russulales; Peniophoraceae
Source: the annotation of a GenBank genome assembly
AUGCGACCGCCAUCUCCAUCACUUGCAGAGAAGGAGUUUCUGUUUACCAGUCUUGAGCAGUCACUGCGACUUGAUGGUCGCACGCUGCUUGAACAGCGUACUCCUGAAUUCACAUUUGGUGAAGAACUUGGCUCUGUAGAGGUAUCCUUGGGUAGAACACGUGUUAUAGCAUUUGUAGAAGGCAAAAUGGUGCGCCCGACGCCCGACCGACCGUUUGAAGGCGCGGUCAGCAUUCACUCGGAAAUUUCGCCCAUGGCAUCGAGCGAAUACGAGCCCGGUCGCACGUCUGAAGAGGAAGCUAUGCUUGUACGCAUGCUUGACAAAGUUCUCCGACGGAGCGACGUUGUGGACAAGGAGGCACUUUGCGUCCAAGCCAGUGAAAGAGUGUGGCACAUACGGCUGACCAUACACUGCCUGGCCGAUGCUGGCAAUCUCAUCGACUGUGCCUGUAUGGCGGGUGUUGUGGCACUGAAACAUUAUCGCCGACCAGAAGUCGAAGUCGUGGGCGACGAAGUGACCAUCCACCCACCCGAGUCUCGGGCUCCCGUUCCCUUGACACUCCACCACAUGCCGUUCCUCCUCACAUUCGCCUACUUCUCGCGCGCAACGACCCUGCCAUCUGCAGCAACUGCCGCCUCUGAUACUGUUUCGGCUCUGCUGGAUCCCAGUCUAUUGGAGUCACGACUCGCGGCAGGCACCCUCAUGCUCGCGUUGAACGCACAACGAGAGCUAUGCGUGGUUCAGAAGGCGGGAGGUGUACCACUGCCGCAAGAGUCCAUCACGCAGGCGAUCGAUGUCGCUGUAGCAAGGGCGAAGGAGCUCGAAGCGCUUGUGGAGGCCAGAGUGAAAGAGGACUGGGUGAGGAGGAAGGUAGAAGUCCGAUAG